AUGAUCGGAUUGAGGACGGCAAUUGUUCCCCUCGCCCUUUCUUUGGGCACCGCCGAGGCCUUCCAGCCUGGGUUUGCUUGGCACCCAGCUCGAGAGACCGAUGGCAAUCUGGCGAAGAUAGACGCGGUCGUGCCGCUCGCGACGGCGGCUCCCGAGCCGAAACAUCUCUUCAAGAGAGGAACGGCGACUUGCGGCUACAUUGAAGGAGAUCCGCUCCAAGCUGUUACUUGUCGAGCUGAUCUCGGCGCCGAAUGUCUCUAUGACUCGACGGCAUCCGCCAUUGGAUGCUGCGCGACGACGAAUUGCGACAUCUGGACUGCCUGUAUCCCAAGGACUGAUUCCUCUCGAACUUCGACCGCGGAUAUGGAUAGGACGCGAUACUGCUCCAAUGCCGCGUCGCCGCACUGCGCCGUUUAUCUCUGGAAGGAUCCCAGGUGGACUGGCUACACCAUGGCCAUCUGUGACUCCGUCUCGACGACUUACUCGUUCUAUCCCUCGCCGCUUGCUGCAGUCGACGAUACAACGACGACACCUCCCCGAAGGAGCAGUAGCUCAACAACCAGUUCUUCGUCAACGUCCACCAGUCCAUUCAGAACGACCUCGACGACUCCUUCCGACAACGGUGGUGGUACGCCCGUUGGUGCCAUUGUCGGCGGUGUAAUUGGUGGUAUUGCCGUGCUGGUCCUUCUUGGUGUCGGUCUCUUCUUCAUCUUGCGAAGACUGAGGCAGAACAACAAUGUCCCGCCUGCAGCCCCCCAACCAAUGGUCGCCGCUCCUCCCGGCCCGGGACAAGCCCCGCCAUACUACUCGCCGGAUCCCAACAUGAACAACCAAAUGUACGCCGGUGCCCCAUCGAAUGUUCCCUCGAUGUACGGUCCUCCCCCAGGCCAGAUGCAGCCCAUGGGCCCCGACGGCACGACCCCUCCCGGAGGCUUCUACUACGCACCGCCUCCCCAGGACAACCGCGUCAGCAUGGCGACCACGACCCCCAUCUCUCCCACCUCCUACAGCCCCUCUAUUGCCGUCACUUCCCUCGCCAAUCAACCCGGCGGCCAUCCGGGACAAAGCCCCAUCCCCGCCGCCCGCGAGUUCAACAGCCCCGACCAAGCGCUGGCUGCGCAGAACGCGCAGUUCCAACCGCCCCAGCAACAACCCUCUCCCGUCCCUUACAACCCGCAGACGCCGCCCGUUGUGCAGGCGUAUGUUCCCCCUACGGCCCAGGGCGGAUAUCCUAAGCAGGGUGGGAUGGCGCCUGUCGAAUUGCCUACGACGAGGCCUGACGGUGAGCUCCGCGAGCUUCCUUGA
Scedosporium apiospermum is the source of this 1305-nucleotide messenger RNA. RefSeq lists its product as uncharacterized. Gene Ontology annotation, cellular component: membrane. The coding region runs from base 1 to 1305 and encodes 434 amino acids. NCBI's taxonomy places the organism in Eukaryota, Fungi, Ascomycota, Sordariomycetes, Microascales, Microascaceae. The record is from RefSeq and is a predicted model, not a curated record. The transcript is spliced from 4 exons.